Molecule: messenger RNA, 1631 nt
Organism: Asparagus officinalis (garden asparagus)
Lineage: Eukaryota; Viridiplantae; Streptophyta; Magnoliopsida; Asparagales; Asparagaceae
Product: cytochrome c-type biogenesis ccda-like chloroplastic protein 2
Exons: 14
Coding region: 116-1111 (331 amino acids)
Biological process (GO): cytochrome complex assembly
Cellular component (GO): membrane
Source: RefSeq, a predicted model, not a curated record
UUUUUCUGGUUCCCUCAUUUUCUCUCCUCUUUAAAGCCCACAAAAAAUGAGCACAUAUAAAUAGAGAAAUAUUAAUUCAUCAAAAUCAAGUUCAAUAACACUGUUUUCAUUUGCAAUGAGCUGCCGCUGCUUUCCUCUCUCUCCUCCAACGAGAGCUUCAGCUCUCAUUCACAAACCAAAAUCCCAUGGAAAGGAAAAAGGGAAGCGCCAAUUGCCAAUAAAAAUACCAGCUUUGGCCGCAGCAGCCAGUAUUUCAGUUGCCUCUUUGGUUGCGAUUGAUUCGGCGAAUGCGAUGUCCAUGGGGAAUUUGUUGGAAGGAGUACAUGCCCCAAUUUUAGCAGAUAUUAACUUUGGAGAGUGGCUUGGAGGUUUCCUAUAUUCAGCUGGACAACAGGCUAAUGAAGCUGUUCAGGAUCAGUUAUCUGCCCUCAGUUUCACUAGUAUAGCUGUUAUUUUUGGUGCAGGACUUGUAACUAGCCUAUCACCAUGUACACUAAGUGUUUUGCCGCUGACUCUUGGUUAUAUUGGAGCUUUUGGCUCAGGAAAAAGUCGAAAACAGAUUAUUUCAGAUUCUAUAGCUUUCUCAUUGGGAUUAGCAACAACUCUAGCUAUUCUCGGUAUUGCAGCUUCAUUUGCUGGAAAGGCAUAUGGGCAAGUAGGACAAGGACUUCCAAUUGCUGCUUCAGGCUUAGCAGUCCUUAUGGGUCUGAAUCUCUUGGAGAUAAUUGAACUACAGCUUCCAUCAUUUUUCAACAACUUUGAUCCUCGUUCUGCGGCAGCUAGCUUCCCUUCCAGUGUACAAGCAUAUCUUGCUGGUCUUACAUUUGCAUUGGCUGCAUCACCUUGCAGUACUCCUGUGCUUGCUACUCUUUUGGGAUAUGUGGCAGCAUCAAGGGAUCCAAUUAUUGGGGGAAGCUUGCUUCUCACAUAUACAACUGGCUAUGUUGCUCCUCUUUUAGUUGCAGCAUCUUUUGCUGGUGCUUUGCAGAGCCUUCUCUCAUUUCGGAAGUUCUCAGCUUGGAUUAAUCCGACGAGUGGAGCUCUUUUAUUGGGAGGGGGUUUGUAUACUCUCUUGGACAGGCUAUUUCCUGCAUCAACAAUGAUAAUGUAGCAGAUGCAACACAAUCUGUAGAUAAUGGUAUGAACAAUCUCGGUUGGGAUGAUUCUAUGUUCUACCAAAUUAUUCAAGAUAUUUUUCCUGCACGAUUAUAGCCGACGGUUAUUGCAACUGUAGCCAGCUCUCAACCCCUGGUACACUUUUGUUUUUUAAAAAUCAUGGACCAACUUGGAGCAGUAUUUGCCGGUCAAAUAACACUGCUUGAUUCAAGCAUAUCAUAGGAAGUGAGCGCUAAUAUCAUUGGCGGAAGUGCACAGCAUCCAAGCUACUUAGCGGCAAAGAGGCUCUGACGAGGAGUUACUUCUCUUCUUGUAACAAAAUAAUCAUAUUUCACUUGGUUUGGAGAAUAUUCUUAUGGACAAGCUGUUAUGUUAGGAUGGUACAUUGUUCAAGUUUUCUCUGAUAGUUUCUUAACAAGAAUUGCAUUAGACUCGAUGAUGAACUCUUGUAAAGAAGAUAAAGUACAGAAAUGUUUAAAUGUUCAAUAUAACAGCAACAAAAGGAAUUUUUUUGU